Messenger RNA from Hyaena hyaena (striped hyena), 2347 nucleotides. It is a transcript of the gene DACT2, whose product is annotated as dishevelled binding antagonist of beta catenin 2. NCBI's taxonomy places the organism in Eukaryota, Metazoa, Chordata, Mammalia, Carnivora, Hyaenidae. Bases 1 to 2133 code for a protein of 710 amino acids. Gene Ontology annotation, biological process: negative regulation of nodal signaling pathway. Gene Ontology annotation, cellular component: cytoplasm. The record is from RefSeq and is a predicted model, not a curated record. The transcript has 4 exons.
AUGUGGGCGCCGGGGGCCCCGCCGGGGCCCGCGGGCUGGGACCGCCGCAGGGUGGGCGCCCGGCUGCGCGCGGCGCUGGCCGGGCUGCACGAGCUGCAGGGGCUGCGCGCCACGCAGCAGGCGCGCGUGCGGGACGCCCUGGCCAUGCACCCCCAGGCCGGGCCCGCGCGCCCCGAGCGCCCCCGCGGCCCCCGCGCGCACGAGCUGCGGCUGGAGGCGGCGCUGGCGGCGCUGCAGGAGCAGCUGAGCCAUCUACGGCACCAGGACGUGGGCCCGAAAACCCACCUGGGGCAGCUGGACCGGCAGAUCAGCGAGCUGCAGCUGGGCGUGCGCAGACCCUGUGGCGAGGCGGCCGACAGCGACAGCAGGCACAGCUCAGGCUUCUACGAGCUGAGCGACGGUGGGUCCUGCUCCCUGUCGGCCUCCUGCACGUCCGUGUGCAGUGACCGCAUGUACUCCUCCCUGAGCACCUUGCUGCCGGCCGACCCCACGGCCAGGCCCCGGUCAGCCGACGACACCACGGUGCAUGCAGCCCCUCCACCCACCUGUAGACCCCAGGCCGCCGAGGAGGGCGAGUCCCGGCCCAGGCCGGUGUCCACAGGUGAUCUCGAAACAGUCCUGCCGUCGCCGGUGGCACUCCAGAAAGCCAGUGCAGACCCCGCGUCCACGUCCCUUCUCUGCCACGGGAUGGACUUGCCGGCCCACGUGCCAGACCCCAAGUACCGGCGUGACCUGGUGUCCACGGGGGGCAGGGAGGUGUACCCGUACCCCAGCCCCCUGCACGCUGUGGCUCUGCAGAGCCCGCUUUUUGCUCUGCCCAGGGACGGCCUGCACCCCGAGGCCCAGCCGACCCCUCUGAAGCCCCCCGGCCCCGCGGGCCCAUCCACCCCAACAAGACCUGUCCGUGAGGCUGGCCCCACUGCAGCCUACAUAGACAGGCUACUGAGGCUGCGGGGCCAAGGGACUCCCACGAGGAGGGGUGUGGGUGGGCAGGGGUCCCCAAGACGUGAGGAGCCCCCAACCCCGCAGGAACUUGGUGGCCAGAGAGUGGACAGUCCCAGCGGCCUAGGGAAGCCGGUGUGCACCCCGGGGAGAGCAGGAGCCGGCGGGCUGGCCCAGAGGCGGGGCGCCAGCAGGGACAGCCUCGGACAGCAGGGUCUUCCAGGGAGGGGACCCAAGCCCUCGACCGCCUGCGUCCCUGGGGACACCAUGCUGGGCUCCCCUCAGCCGAGGUGUGGACGUGCCCCAUCUCCUGGGGCCCAGGCGGCUGUCAAGGGUCAGGAGAGCACAGUCCUCUCACCUACCAGGAAGGCAGGAGGGGAGAGCCCCGCUCUGGGCCCCGGGGGGUGCGCCCGCCUCCCGUUUGCUGCCAGGGGAGCUGCUCUCCUGGGGCUGAAACCCGCCCCCCCCAGGACAAAGGCUGUGAAGAUCAGGAAAGGGGCCAGUGACAAGGUGCUGAGGUUUGGGGGGCAGCAGCCAGCGGGGGGUCCCCUCACAGCCCCCCAGCCGCCCCCCGAGUGGGGGGACAGCCUCAGGAGGAGACCCACGCUGGCCGGGGUGGUGCCCAGCCGGUCCUGCUCUGAGCCCAGACUCUACCCCGUGCCCUUCCUGGUGCCCCUGCUGGUGGCCCGACGGGAGGGCCGCGGGGUCCCCACACAGGCCGACGGGGAGGUGCGGAAGAAACAUCGCAGGUGGCUGUCCUCCGCGGAGGUCUCAGGCGGCCUGGGGCCCCACAGGCCGGCCGUCGGCAGAGGGGGCGAGCCGCGGCCCGUGUGCACCCCAACCAGGUCCAGGCCGCACCCCCAGGCCCCCCGCGCCAGGAGCGAGUCAGAGGGCUCCGAGCUCUCGGCCGAGUGCGCCUCCCUGCUCCCCUCCACUGUCGCGGAGACGAGCGAGGACGGGGCCAGCGACCACACCACCAGCCGCUUCGGGGACAGGGAGUCCAGCAGCAGUGACUCGGAGGGCGGGGCCUGGCCUGGGGCACGUCCCCCGCAGCCGCCCAGGGCCCCAGCCGCCCGCAGGCCGCCCCUGCCCCCCGUACCCAAAGUGUGCCGCAUCAAGGCCUCAAAGGCCCUGAAGAGAAAGAUCCGGAGAUUCCAGCCGGCGGCGCUGAGGGUCAUGACCACGGUGUGAGCCCGCAGGAGACGGCCGAGGGCCGAGCCCGUGCCAGGGAAGCCGUCCUCCCCAGGAACCGCGAUGGCAGCGCGUGACCACACCAACGGGCAGGUUGGCCAGAACUUUGGAAAAACCAUAAGAAAACCAGCCAAAGUGUAGACUUACGGACAUUCGUGUAACAGGCGGCUACUUUCAGGAUGCAGUUUAAAGAGAUAAACAUUUUAAAAAGUGA